Molecule: messenger RNA, 10950 nt
Organism: Salvelinus fontinalis (brook trout)
Lineage: Eukaryota; Metazoa; Chordata; Actinopteri; Salmoniformes; Salmonidae
Product: histone acetyltransferase p300-like
Exons: 29
Coding region: 421-8823 (2800 amino acids)
Biological process (GO): positive regulation of transcription by RNA polymerase II
Cellular component (GO): histone acetyltransferase complex; transcription regulator complex; nucleus
Molecular function (GO): protein binding; histone acetyltransferase activity; transcription coactivator activity
Source: RefSeq, a predicted model, not a curated record
GCCAACAAGGGUUUGCUGCCCGACGUUUAUGUUAAUCUUAUGCUAAGGGUGGCAUAAAUGACGGGUGUAAUCAUGGAAGAUAUAUAUUGGGACAAUUUUCUCGCAUCAGAUGAAGCUAUAUGAGUUUAGAGGAGAGCCACUGCGUGUGUCUCCCUCUCUCUCACACCGAGCCCCCUCCUCCUCCGCUGGCAAUUUAUAAAGAACAAAAAAUUCGACUACGGAGGGGGUUGAUACGCCGAAGCUGAAAUCGAGAGGCGAACCCAGGAAAGGAGUAUAUUGUACACGCGACUUUCCCCCCCUUCGUCCCCCAAAAGGAGGGGGAAAAGUCAGAAUUGUGGAAUCGAAAAGGAAAAUAAGGUUCAAAAGACGUGAAAACGUCUUCCGUUGUGGAUACCGUAUAUCUUUUUAAUUCGAAAAAAUAUGGCCGAGAACGUUCUGGACUCUGGCCCGCCUUCAGCCAAGAGGCCUAAACUAUCCUCUCCGGCACUGUCUGUCUCCGCCAGCGAUGGAAACGAUUUCGGCUCGUUGUUUGACCUGGAGCAUGACCUCCCAGACGAGCUUAUCAACUCCUCAGAGUUGGGCCUGGUCAAUGGCGGGGACCUCAGCCAACUGCACACCAGCCUGGGAGGUGGGAUGGGACCUGGGGGGGGGGGUGGCCAGGACGCGGUGGCCAAGCACAAGCAGCUCUCCGAGCUCCUUCGGUCAGGCGCUCCACACGCCUCCACCCAGCAGGGCGCAGUGGGCAGCACAGGCGGGGCCAGCAUGGGCCACCUGGGAAACAUGAAGGUGUCCCCUGGGCCCCAGGGCAUGGGCCAGCAGCAACACCUCUCACCCCAGCAGCAGGCCAGCAUGAUGCAGCAGCAGGCGGGGAUGGUGGGCAGCAUGAAUCGGGGAAUGAUGGGGGCCCAGAAGGGCAACGGACAGCAGCAGCAAUCCAUGAUGGGUGGGCAGGUGAUGAACGGAUCCCCCAGGAUGGGCUUCUUGAACCAGGGGAUUGGGGGGAACAGUAACCUGCUGGCUGAGACUCUGCAGCAGCAACAGCAGCAGGGGGCUGGUGGACAGGCUGGACUCAGAGUACAGCAACCUGGAGCAAUGAACAAGAUGGGUAUGAUGGGUAACCCGAGUUCCUAUGGAGGCCCCUAUGGAGGGCAGCAGGCAGGCCAGGGCCUGGGGGGAGCAGGGCUGGGCCCUCCGCUCCAGAACAAAGGCUCCAUGCCCAACAGCCUGGCCCAGUUCAACAUGGACAAGAAGAGCCAGCCCAUGCAGGGCAUGUCUGUCAUGGCCCCCCAGCAGUCCGCUGCAGGUGUGGGCGGUGGAGCCGGAGGCACUGCAGGGAUGGUCCCCAACGCCCAAGGAGGCCUGGGGCCCGCCGUGUCUGUAGCCGCAGCUGCCGCAGCAGCCGGGGCGCCCCCUACGGCCGACCCUGAGAAGCGCAAGCUUAUCCAGCAGCAACUAGUGCUCCUGCUACACGCACACAAGUGCCAGCGGCGGGAGCAAGCCAACGGGGAGGUGCGCCAGUGCAACCUGCCACACUGCCGCACCAUGAAGAACGUCCUCAACCACAUGACCCACUGCCAGGCUGGCAAGUCUUGCCAAGUGGCUCACUGUGCUUCAUCCAGACAGAUCAUCUCUCACUGGAAGAACUGUACACGGCACGACUGUCCGGUCUGCCUGCCGCUCAAGAACGCUGGGGACAAGAGGAACCAGCAGUCUCUGCUAGGAGGUGCUGGUGUAGGUCUGGGUAGUUCCCUGGGCUCAGUGCCCGGAGGUCAGCCCAGCGCCCCAAACCUCAACCCCCCCAGCCAGAUCGACCCCAGCUCCAUCGAGAGGGCCUACGCCGCCUUGGGCCUCACUUACCAGGGCCUGCAGAGCCAGCCCAACCAGGCUUCUCUGCCCUCACAGGGCCUGCAGAGCCAACCAGGCAUGAGGCCGCUCAAUCCCAUGGGGGGUAACCCGAUGGGAGUGAAUGGAGGUGUGGGUGUUUCACCCCAGAACCAGCAGGCCAGCCUGCUACAGGACACCAUGCUACACCUCAACAUGAACUCCCAGGGUCUGAUGAGUGAUGUGGGUGGGACGGGUAACAUGGGAUGCAUGCCCACGGCGACCCCACCCUCAGCAGCGGGCAUGAGGAAGAGCUGGCACGAGGACAUCACCCAGGACCUGAGGAACCACUUGGUGCACAAACUGGUACAAGCCAUCUUCCCGACCCCAGACCCUGCUGCUCUGAAGGACAGGCGGAUGGAGAACCUAGUGGCGUAUGCUAGGAAGGUGGAGGGGGACAUGUAUGAGUCUGCCAACAGCAGGGCGGAGUACUACCACCUGUUGGCUGAGAAGAUCUAUAAGAUCCAGAAGGAGUUGGAGGAGAAGAGGCGGACGCGGCUCCAGAAGCAGGAUGGUCCCCUCCCUGACCACUCUCUGGUGCGGCCCGGUGGACCCAACCAGAUGGUUAAUAGGAUGCAGAACCCUGCAGGUAUGAACCAGUUCAAUCAGAUGGGGAUGCAGUCUAUGGGUCAGAGGUUGACCCCUCCUCUCCCCCUCACACCCAUCAACCAGAUGGGCAUGGGGAACCCCAGGAUGGGCCAGCCCAACGUGGGCCAGAACCAGUACCUGCCCCAGGGACAGUUCCCAGGCCUCGGCACGGGUCAGCCCGGCAUGGCACAGCCUGGCAUGAACCAGCAAGGCAACCAGGGAGGCAUGGCACAGCCUAGUAUGAACCAGCAAGGCAACCAGGGAGGCAUGGCACAGCCUAGUAUAAACCAGCAAGGCAACCAGGGAGGGAUGGCACAGGUGAGAGAGACUCAGAUACCCAUUCCUUCCCCUCUCCCCGUCAACAGCCCUCUAGCUGGGCCCGGCUCGGUCGGAGGGGGUAGUGGUGUCCCCUCGGUGGGGCCCAUGGGUCCCCAGAGUGUGGGUGGAGGCCCCUUGUCCAACCUGCCCCUGUCCAACAACCCCCAGCAGCCCAACUCCAUCCCCCACCUCGCGGCCAUGCGCCAGAGUUCGCCCUCCCCCGCCCGCAGUCUUACCCCCACACCCCACCAAACGCCACCCAGGCUAGCUGGCUCACAGACCCCCCAGCCCCACACCCCCAAUCCGUCCCAGCUGGCCCCCCCAGGCCUUCAGCAGCAGCUAGGGCCCGGCAGCCAGGGACCAGGCUCCAACAAGCCCAUGCAGCAGGGGAUGGGGGUGGGGUCCACCACCCCAUCGCACCCUGCUCACGCCUCCACAACCCCCAACCCCCAUGGAGGCCAGCUCCCUCGCACGCCUCGCACUCCGAUGUCCCAGAAGGGCGGCUACCAGCCCCAGGACGGUCAGGCUCUGACCCCAGCGUCGGUCAGCAGUGCGGACACAGCCUCCCAGCAGGCCUCCCAUUCGGAUGCCUCGGCCUCCGUGGACCCCAAGACGGAGGUCAAGCAGCAGCAGGACGAGGAGGACGACGGGGAGGAAGGCUGCUCCAAGGGGGGGAAGUUAUCCAACGUCAAUAUGGAGAACAAACCCAUCAAAAUGGAGGGGGUGAAGAAAGAGGAGUGUGGGGGCAAAGGUGUUCCCAUGGAAACGUCGUCAUUGGUGGGGGUAAAGAGUGAAGAUAGGGUGAAGACUGAAGACCGGAAGCCGGAGGUGAAGAAGGAGCUAAAAGAGGAAGAGAAGGGGUCCGAGUCCCCUGGUACACCGUCUGGUGCCCAGAACAAGAGGAAGAUCUUUAAGCCAGAGGAGCUGCGCCAGGCCCUCAUACCCACCCUGGAAUCUCUAUACAGACAGGACCCAGAGUCUCUGCCCUUCAGACAGCCUGUGGACCCUCACCUACUGGGCAUACCUGACUACUUUGACAUAGUGAAGACCCCCAUGGACCUGUCCACUAUAAAGCGUAAGCUUGAUACGGGUCAGUACCAGGAACCCUGGCAGUAUGUGGACGACAUCUGGAUCAUGUUAAACAACGCCUGGCUAUACAACCGCAAGACGUCCCGUGUCUACAAGUACUGCUCCAAACUGGCUGAGGUGUUCGAGGCCGAGAUAGACCCCGUCAUGGUCAACCUGGGCUACUGCUGUGGUCGGAAGUUGGAGUUUUCUCCCCAGACGUUGUGCUGCUAUGGGAAGCAGCUGUGCACUAUACCCCGGGACGCUGCCUACUUCAGCUACCAGAACAGUUCACCAAAAUUUGGGCUUCUUGCUGACAGGUACCACUUCUGUGAGAAGUGCUUCAACGAAAUCCAGGGGGACAACGUGUCCCUAGGAGACGACCCCUCCCAGCCUCCGACUUCCAUCGGUAAAGAUCAGUUUGAGAAGAAGAAGAAUGACGCAUUGGACCCAGAAUUGCUUGUGGAAUGUAUGGACUGUGGACGUAAGAUGCACCAGAUCUGUGUCCUGCACAACGACACUAUCUGGCCAUUAGGUUUUAAUUGUGAUGGCUGCUUAAAGAAGUUGAAUAAGACACGUAGAGAGAACAAGUAUGCCGCCAAAAGGUUGCCCCACACUAAGCUGGGCUGUUAUUUGGAGACGAGGGUGAAUGACUUCCUGAAACGUCAGAGCCACCCUGAGUCGGGUGACGUCACCAUUCGAGUCGUCCACGUCUCUGACAAGGUGGUGGAGGUCAAACCAGGCAUGAAGUCCAGGUUUGUGGACACUGGGGAGAUGUGUGAGUCAUUCCCAUAUAGAACGAAAGCCCUGUUUGCCUUUGAGGACAUCGAUGGCGCUGACGUCUGCUUCUUCGGCAUGCAUGUACAGGAGUAUGGCUCGGACUGCCCUCCUCCCAAUCAGAGACGAGUGUACAUCUCGUACCUGGACAGUGUUCACUUCUUCCAGCCUCGUUCUUUGAGGACGGGUGUCUACCAUGAGAUUCUCAUUGGCUACCUGGAGUAUGUCAAGAAGCUGGGGUACACGACAGGUCACAUCUGGGCAUGCCCACCUAGUGAAGGGGACGACUACAUUUUCCACUGUCACCCUAUGGACCAGAAGAUCCCCAAGCCCAAGAGGCUACAGGAGUGGUAUAGGAAGAUGCUGGACAAGGCUGUGGCGGAGCGCAUAGUGCACGACUUCAAGGACAUCUUCAAGCAGGCCACGGAGGACCGUCUGACCAGUGCCAAGGAGCUGCCGUACUUUGAGGGGGACUUCUGGCCCAACGUGCUGGAGGAGAGCAUCAAGGAGCUGGAGCAGGAGGAGGAGGAGAGGAAGAGAGAGGAAAACAGCACUUCCAACGAGAGCGUAGAUGCCACGAAGGGCGACAGCAAGAACGCCAAGAAGAAGAACAGCAAGAAGACUUCUAAGAAUAAGAGCAGUAUGAGCCGAGCCAAUAAGAAGAAGCCAGGCUUGCCCAACGUGUCCAAUGACCUCUCUCAGAAACUCUACGCCAGCAUGGAGAAGCACAAAGAGGUAUUCUUUGUGAUCCGUCUGAUAGCAGCGCCCAUGUCCAACACGCUGGGCCCCAUCACAGACCCCGACGGCCUGAUGGCCUGCGACCUGAUGGAUGGGCGCGACGCCUUCCUCACCCUGGCCCGGGACAAACACUUGGAGUUCAGCUCGCUGCGCAGGUCCAAGUGGAGCUCCAUGUGCAUGCUGGUGGAGCUCCACAACCAGAGCCAGGACCGCUUCGUCUACACCUGCAAUGAGUGCAAGGGCCACGUGGAGACGCGCUACCACUGCACUGUCUGCGAGGACUAUGACCUGUGCAUCACCUGCUACAAUACUAAGGGCCACAUCCACAAGAUGGAGAAGCUGGGUCUGGGCCUGGACGACGAGAGCAACAACGCAGCCUCCUCAUCCAUUGCCAACCCCGGGGACUCGCGGCGCCUCAGCAUCCAGCGCUGCAUCCAGUCUCUGGUCCACGCCUGCCAGUGUCGCAAUGCCAACUGCAGCCUACCGUCCUGCCAGAAGAUGAAGCGUGUGGUGCAGCACACCAAAGGUUGCAAGCGCAAAACCAACGGCGGCUGCCCCAUCUGUAAGCAACUCAUCGCUCUCUGCUGCUACCAUGCCAAGCACUGCCAGGAGAACAAGUGUCCCGUACCGUUCUGUCUGAACAUCAAGCACAAGCUGAGGCAGCAGCAGCUCCAGCAUCGACUCCAGCAGGCCCAGAUGCUGCGGAGGAGGAUGGCCAGCAUGCAGAGGGUGGGUCAGCCACCUCCGGGACCGGGGGGAAACGGUGGACUACCAUCUCCGGGAAACAACGUCACCACAGGGCCCAGCACCCCCAUGUCUGUGGGCACGCAGCCCCUCACGCCUCAGACCCCAACCCAGGGGAACAUGCCCCAGCAGGGGAUGGGCCAGGGCCCCGCAGGGCAGCAGCAGGGCAGCAUUCCCCAGCAGCACCACAUGCAGCACCAGUUCCAGCAGCAGAUGCAGCUGCAGCAGCAGGGGGGAGGGGGAAUGAUGAACUCUCCUCAGCAGCAACAGAUGGUCCAACAGCUUCAACAGCAGCAACAGGGCCAGUCUCCAAAUGUCCAGCAGAUGCAGCACCCAGGAGGUCUGCCCCCCUACACCCCCAGACCUCCAGGAGCCUCGCCCCUCCACCAGUCCCUGGGUAAACCUGGUCUGGGCCCAGCCACCCCUCCACAGCAGCAGACCAACCCUAGCCAGGGUUCCAUGCCCCAGGGGCAGCAGCAGCAGGGGCCUCCUCCGGCAGCGGUGGAGAUAGCGUUGAAGAUCCAGCGUGUGGCAGAGACUCAGCGUCAGAUGGCCCAGGCCCAGGCCCAGAUCCUCCAGAGGCAGCAGGCGGCCCAGGGUGGAGGCAUGAUCCCCCCUCACCACCAGAACCCCCAGGCCCAGAUGCAGAGCAUGGCCCACCCAGGAGCAGGCAUGGUAGGGCCCCAGGGUCUGGCAGGGAGGACCUUGAUGGAGCAGCAGGGGAUGGUGGUAGGGCCAGGAGGCAUGCAGCAGCAGUCCCAGAUCCCCCCUCAGGUUCAGCUCCAGCAGCAGGCCCGACUUCAGAACCCCAACCAACAGCAGUGGGGAGGCCCUGGUGGGAUGACCCCCCAGCAGAGGCAAGGCAUGAUGGGACAGAUGGGUCACCUGACACUGCAGCAACAACAGCAGCUUGCCCAGCAACAACAACAGCAGCAGCGGCAGCUUGCCCAGCAACAACAACAGCAGCAGCAACAGCAAGGUCAGCCCCAGCAACAACAGCAGGCAGGGCAAGGGGGGUUAAUGGGGUUGAUGGGACUUCAAGGCGGCGUGGCUGGGGCGGCGUCGGCAAUGGUGGGGACAGGGAACCUCCCUCAGGCAGCUCUACAGGACCUCCUGCGUACCCUUCGCUCUCCCAGCUCCCCCGGCCAGCAGCAACAGGUCCUCAACAUCCUCCGCUCCAACCCCCUCCUCAUGGCUGCCUUCAUCAAGCAGCGAGCUGCCCGAUACCAGGGAGGUCCAGGGGUGCCUGGGGCACCGGGAGGAGGCCCAGGAGGGGGGCCUGGAGGUGUGCGGUUCCAGGGGGCCCCUGGUGGGGUAGGAGUUGGGCCUGGUGGUAACCAGGUUGUUAUGGAUGGUCAGCAGGUCAACGUAAACCCUGGAGCGGCCCAGGCAGGUAUGAACAUGGGCCAGGGAGGAGGAAAUAUACCCACUAUGGCUCAGCUACAGCAGUUGCAGCAGCAGCAGCAACUACAACAACAGCAACAGCAACAACAGCAACAGCAACAACAACAACAGCAGCAACAGCAACAACAACAACAACAGCAGCAACAGCAGCAACAACAACAGCAGCAACAACAACAGCAGCAACAACAGCAGCAACAACAACAGCAGCAACAACAGCAGCAACAACAACAACAGCUGCAGCGCCCUCUCUUGCCUGGGAGUUUGCAGCAACAGCAGCAAAUGGCAGCGCCUCAACCGCAGCAACAAGGCGGUAUGCCAGGCCAAGGCACCCCAAUGUCCAACAUGACUCCCCAGUUCAGAGAGAUUCUGAUGCGAAGGCACCUGCAGCAACAACAGCAGCAGCAGCAGCAACAACAACAGUUGAGUAACAAUGGUCAGUUCCAGCAGCCCCCCCAACAGCAGCAGGGUCAGGGCCAGCAGGGCUUCAUGCAGCAGGGCCAGCCUGGUCAACCUGGCCAGACCCAGUCUGGGGGAGGAGGGCCGCAGCAGGGGGGGGGCCAGGGGCCCCAGUCGGGUCCCGGGCAGGGCCAGCAAGGGCAGGGCUACCCUGGAACCAUGUCCCAGCAGGUAGCCACAGCCCUGCAACAGAGGCUGCAGCACCAGAUGCAGAUGCAGCAGAUGCAGCAACAGGAUGGUGGGGGGCCUGGGCAGCUCCAACAGGGGCAGCAGGGUCCCCAACAAGGCCAAGGUGGUCCCCCCCAGCCCCAGUCCUCCCAUGCCAUUCUCCAGCAGGCCCUCCACCAGAGACUCCUCCAGCAGCAGCACCUAGGAGGGGGCUCGCCUGCCCAGCACGGCAGUCCUAUGAGCCCCCAGCAGCAGAUGGCCCAGUCCCCACACCCCCACCUCCAGGGCCAGGCUCUGGGCGGUCAAUCUCUCAGCAACCAGGUGCGUUCUCCUCAGCCUUCCCCUCGGCCACAGUCCCAGCCGCCCCACUCCAGCCCCUCGCCACGCAUGCAGCCCCAGCCCUCCCCUCACCGCAUCUCCCCCCAGACAGGCUCUCCGCACCCGGGUCACCUCUCCCAGCACCACCCUGGCAUGGUGGCCUCCCAAAACCCACAACAAUUGUCACAGCAACAACAACAGACUAACUCUGGGGACCCGGGUACAUUUGGUUCGGACCCAAGUGCUAUGAUGUCCCAGAUAAGUGGGAUGGGGGGCUUGCAUGGCCCAGGGCAGUCGGACAUGUUGGGUAAUAACAACCAGGACCUGGGGACGAACAUUAACCACAACAGUUUAGACAUUAUGUAACCUACUACUAGGUCUGUCUCAGUGGUCUGAAGAACUGCCUUCAUGGGUCUUGCUGGGAUUGAAUGGAAGGGGGAUGGCAGUUUUAAAAGUUAUUUUUAUUUAAUAUUUUUCUGAUGUAUAAAUGAAAAGAACUUAACUUCCUAUGGGAGAUGCAACAUUUUAAACCUACAAGUCAAUAAAUGAAUAAAUUAAACGAAUGGUAAGUUAUUGCUGUUUAUGUUAUAUAUAUAUAUAUAUAUAUAACAUUUUUGCCAAUUGUGUACAUAAGGUGUAAGGGGUUUCUGGACGUGAGAGUUCUUCCUUAGUAUAUGACACAAGUAAUAUUUUUGGGGACUGAAUUUUUUUGCUUUUUAUUUUUUACAAGUAUUUUUAAGAAUUUCAAUGUGGUGGAAAAUUACAGUGAGUUAAUACAAUGGACCUUUUUAUCGUUCUGUUUUCCUUCAUAAAACCAGUCAUGAUUGUAUCUGUUUUGCAGAAGUAUUUAAAAAAAUAUAUAUAUUAUAAUGAUCAAUAUUUUCGCUGUAUCUACAAACAAACAUCACAACAUAUCUUCCUGCCUUUUUUUGGGGGGGGACGGGACUUUUUUUUCUGUAAAUGUACCUUAUGACUGCUACAUUUCACAGAAUAUAUUUUUGAAAAUGACUGUCCAAAAACCGAGAGGAUUGAGAAAGGUGAGUUUUUUUUUUUUUGUGUGACUUUUUUCUGGUUUUGUAAUGGGGUUAGAGGUCCUAGUUAAACAGUGUUGUGGGGAGGGUGUUGAACACUGGCUGAUCUCCCUCUUGGACUGUCUCAGGUCGGAAGCUUCCAGUUUUGACGCCCAGAUCUUCUACGCGAGCACCUCUUCCCCCGUGUCUCCCAACUUUUUUAUUUUUUCACGAAUGUGCACUCCCCUUUUACCCCCACACUUACUACAGAAUGAUGGAUGGACUUACUGAGGAUGUUGCCUGUUGCCAGCUGAUUCUGAUAGAUUGAUGCGUGUGUACAUACAUACAUACAUACAUACCCUCAUGAAAUGAAACACAGGGGAAUGGGGGAUAUGGUAGUGGGGAAUGUGUAGUGGGGUUUGCUAGCUAUAAACUCGCCUCUUGCAUUUCAAAAAAUAUGUUUUCUUGUCAACAAUGUUGCCCUUUCCCGCCUCUCUUCCUAGUCAUAUCCCCCUUGUCGUCUUUUGGCCUGCACCAUUGGGUGUAAUCUAAUAUUACUGUACAAAGAACUGGACUUUAAUGAAAUGCUGUUUUUGUAAUAAAAUGAGCAGCAUAAACUUAGUGUACAGACUUUAACAUAGGAUGAGCAGAGACUCUUUCAAUUAUAGAUUUUCUCCUUUUGAUUUGGUUUCCUAGCAACUCGGGUUCCUCCCAAAUUGAAAGUAUUGAGGUUUCUGUAAGGUACAGUAUGGGGUGUAGGUCAUAUGAGCACCAAUGCGCCUUUGUAUUUUUGACAAACUGGGGUUAUUCUAACAAAUCACAUCUUGUUUGCUGUGAGCACCAACGCAUUCACAUGCGCAACACAAUACCGGGGAGAAGGCUUAUUAGUGUGGUCAGAAAAUGAAUUGGUCAUUAAAGAUUUCACAAGUUCACUUAUUUUUCUCUAUAGGUUGGGAUUUGGGGGGAGGGGAAAAAGUGGCAAUAUCUUGAGACUUAUUUUAUAUAAAAAGACAGUCUUUUAUAUAUAGAUAUAUUAUUUAAUUUCUUUUAUAUAUAUAAAACUUGAAGCUACAGGAAUUAGAUGAAACUUUUUUUGUAUUAAAGAUGUGAUGCAAAAUGACACUGCGGUCAUUGAUACUGCGGGUUUGAGUAUAUCAUGCCAUUUUGAAGAGAUGUACAUGCAUAUAAAUGUAUACAUACUGAAUCACUGUAGAAACCAUGGCAACUGAACUUUUGUUUUGUUUGUUUCUCUUCCUAAAGAGACUGGAAAUAAGACUAUUAAUAUUUGUUUAGUGUUCAAAUGGAAUCUUUGACCACUUUUCUCUUUACAUAUUUUGGUGCUUGUGCUAAAAGGAAGCAAAAAAGAACCGUUGCUCCAUUUUUCUUUAGUUUCAAAUUUAAGUUAUUUUGGUGGUCUGAAUUGUUUGUUUUUUUUGCAAAUAAUUUAAUUGUACAAUAAAGUAUGUUUGUACCAUUGGAAAAA